Molecule: messenger RNA, 826 nt
Organism: Rhagoletis zephyria (snowberry fruit fly)
Lineage: Eukaryota; Metazoa; Arthropoda; Insecta; Diptera; Tephritidae
Product: phosphatidylinositol transfer protein beta isoform-like
Biological process (GO): phospholipid transport
Cellular component (GO): cytoplasm
Molecular function (GO): phosphatidylinositol binding; phosphatidylcholine intramembrane carrier activity; phosphatidylinositol transfer activity
Source: RefSeq, a predicted model, not a curated record
CAUGUAAAUUCUAUACUAAUUAUUUUCGUUUUCUGCUGCUUCUGUUUCUUUUCAGCCGCGUUACCUUGCCAUUAACUGUGGAAGAGUAUCAAGUUGCACAACUUUAUUCAGUUGCUGAAGCAUCGAAGAAUGAGACUGGCGGUGGUGAAGGCAUUGAAGUGCUAAAAAACGAACCAUUCGAUAAUUAUCCACUGUUGGGUGGUAAAUAUAAUGCCGGCCAGUAUACAUAUAAAAUCUACCAUUUGGCAUCAAAAGUUCCAGCAUUUAUAAGACUGUUGGCACCGAAGGGUUCCUUAGAAAUACAUGAAGAGGCAUGGAAUGCAUAUCCGUAUUGCAGAACGGUCAUAACGGUAUGUAAAGAUGUGCUAACAUAUUUAAACAAAAAAAAAUGGCAAACGAUGAUAUUUUAGCGUUGGCACUGCAAUCGCUAAGGAGUUUUGAAUCAGUAUGAAUUUAGAAACUUUAGAAACUUAUUUUAGAGAGUUAAAGGAACGAAGAAAGCGGUUAGCGCGUAGAGUGCUAAUAGCAGUGCUCUUUAUAAGACUGUUAAGUUGUCUGGCAUUCAAAGAAAGCAUUAGCUAGAGUCAAAACUAUCUCUGCAUGAUUUUGGGGAAAGAUACUGGAGUGCCAGUGCAUGGCUAGAUAUACAUAAAUCUUUGUUGUUCCGUACGUACAUAGAACUGACUAAUAACUUACCUUAUCUCUGCGAGAAGCCUAAAAAUGUCAAACUCGAGUUUAAGUGUCUAUGAAAUAGGAGUUGGCUAAUUAGAAUCUCAUUAUGUCUUAAGAAAUAUUUUUUGGUAAAAUAUAUAACUCAAAUAUAUCU